AUGAUGGAACAGACGAAAGUAUUUCGGCCGUGGGUGCUGCAGCCCAUGCCUCUGGGCAUGAAUUGCAAGCCUUGGUACCUCGACAAACUACCUUCCAAGUGUUUGGCAAAGCACAAGAACAGAAUUAUGAAGUUCCCCACUUCCCUGAACAGCCAGCAGUGGGUGUUUGUAAAAGAAGGGCUGGACGACUUCAGAAAGGGCUGUCUGCCUUGUGAAGGUCUGAUCACUCGCGGUCCCAAGGAGUCCUUUCUCCCCAUGAUUUCUCACAAAUGUCUCCGACCCGCCCCCAAAACGAGUCAGAGAAAGCUAUCCAAGGACUUCAGCCUGUUUUCCACGCUCUCUCAAAGCCAGCUAGCACGGAAGGCGUUCGUGGAGGACAUGGAAGCCCACCUGACCCAGCAUCCAUUGGCCAGCUACCCGAAUCUGGAAGAUUUACCUGCAGAUCUCUUACUAAAGGUGCUGCAAGUGCUGGAUUCUGAGAGGGAGCUGGAGGAUGCAUGGGCUUAUUGUGAAGGCGACAGGGAAAGAACCAGGGAACCCAUGAAGCUUUGUAAACAUCGAUAUAGGAAAGCUUUCCUGGGACCUCCCAAGACUCCCGUGACCUAUCCAGAAGAUUUGACUGAGGAAGAAGAGACGUCAUCCUCAAAGGAUGAGCUCCCUGAGUCUCCUCCUACUACUACAUACAUUCCGAGUGGAAUCCAUGACUUCUGCAAAUGGGUUGCUACUUUUGGAGAUGGAGAUUUGGGCAUUGAUGAAGAGUUCGUCAUGAAACAAUUUGAGAUCAAGCGUGAAGACUGCAAGUCAAAUUAUGAGGACCUACAGAGGAAGACGUUAAACGAGGUUUGUUCAGACCUAAAGUUCAGCGUGGGGCUAAGCAAAAUGGAGGAAAUAAAAUUCUCCAUAGAGAAGCUAGAUAUCGAGAGAAAACUCCAGAAACCACCAAAUCCUUAUAAACCAAAGUGGGUGAAGAUGAGGUAUGGAGCAUGGUACCUGAAGCCUAAGUUGUGGAAAAAGUUAAUAAAUGAUGAACCUUUGAUUGACCCCAAGGUCAUACUUGAAGCUGAAGCUAGGCUUUCUAAACCGGACAUUCUUGACGACCUUUAUGGAACAAUUGCCUUUAAGGAUUUCAUUAUGAGCAAGGGGUACAGGAUGCCAGGCUUCCUUGAGAAAUUAUUUCACCGAAAGGGAUGGACUUAUGAAUCUGUUAAGACUCCUAUACCACACGUAGUAAAUACUUAUUCCAUCAUAGGAGAUGAUCCAUCUGAAAAUGAUUAG
This is a messenger RNA of Nycticebus coucang (slow loris), 1275 nucleotides long. Its product is annotated as protein FAM47E-like. NCBI's taxonomy places the organism in Eukaryota, Metazoa, Chordata, Mammalia, Primates, Lorisidae. The transcript has a single exon. The record is from RefSeq and is a predicted model, not a curated record. The coding region runs from base 1 to 1275 and encodes 424 amino acids.